AUGUCGCACCGCCGUCUCAACUAUAACCUGGAGGGGGUCAAGCUGGGACAGAAGUCCUGGAUGAACAACCUGCCUCCACCACCACCACUUCCACCAACCCCACCGCCUCCCAAGGAAGAGGAAUCCGAGCCCGUCUACGAAUUUAUUGUGAAGGAUGAGGCCGAGUGUCUCAAGGCGCAGGAAGAAGAGGCUCGAAAGUCUUUUUACGGAGAACACAUCUCCCAUCUUAAAUACUCUGAGAUUGAUUGGACAAUACCAAUCAAAGAAUUCGAUGCAGGAAAAUGCAUUGUCAAAGGCAUAGACUGCCAACCCGUCCCCAACUCAGCCAGGAUUCUCGGCAUUCUCCGCAAACAUUUCCAUAGCAAGAAGCACCUGGAUUGGGAAGAGAAGAUGCGGAAGAAGGCCGAGGAUGAAGCAAAAAUGGCUCCAACCCCGCCCGACCUGCCAACGCCAACGAGUACCAAACGAAAGUUUGGUGAUGCAUUCCUGGCAUUAGAUAAUGGAGAGUAA
Molecule: messenger RNA, 510 nt
Organism: Clonostachys rhizophaga
Lineage: Eukaryota; Fungi; Ascomycota; Sordariomycetes; Hypocreales; Bionectriaceae
Source: the annotation of a GenBank genome assembly